Prorocentrum cordatum is the source of this 1542-nucleotide messenger RNA. NCBI's taxonomy places the organism in Eukaryota, Dinophyceae, Prorocentrales, Prorocentraceae. The record is from the annotation of a GenBank genome assembly.
UUCAUGUUCGCCCAUUUGAUUAUUGGACAGUGCGUGCUCUUGCUGGGCACCUUGUCUCUUCAUACUGUUCUUCCUCUUCCUGCUUCCUGGCUCCCUCCUGAUGUACUUCCUUUGCUGCAGCUUGACUCCAGAGGCAGGCGCAGUUCAUUUAUAAGGCACCUCAUGUGCCAUUCUCUUCGCACCCAUACCGCACCGGUCUGGCGUUGCUACACACUUCCGCCCAUUCGGGGAUGCCCUGCCUCAGAUAUCUCACAGCAGCUUUGGCAUUAGUGGACGCCCAAGCUGUGAAGCUAAGCACCGACUAUUCAGUCGGGUCGACAUGGCCCGCAGUCUCAGGGAAAACUGAGGCAGCAGACAGCAAGAAGAGCGUGGACGUUGACCAUGAGUGGUUUCAGGGAGUCAGCACGUCUGGUGGCAUUACGUGUAAGAUGAAAGAUCAAUGUGUUGUUGGCUCCGGCUUGGGCGAUUGCAAAGUGAUGGUGGACCCGACCAUGGCGAUUCCGUUGAGCAGCACCGACUCGGGACAUGCUUGCGACUUCGAGUUCAACCAUGAUUUGAAAUACAGCAGGGCAGCCCGGAACACCACGCCAACAGCGGAUAUUACGAUCACCGGGUAUGAAUCGUCGUCGCAUUGGAACCUGUGUUGGACGAGAGAUACUAUGGAAGCCGAUCGCCGAGCAUUGCGUGGAGCCGUUGUGGAAGAUUAUUGUUACUACGUCAGCGGCCUCUGUUUUCUAUGGGCGUCUCCGUGCUCAGGAGGGUGUUCCAAACUUCGUGAGUUUUCCGAAUAUAAAUGGUUCUGCCCUGGGUUGCGCUACGCCACUCCAGUGGAGUUCUCGACUGCUCUGCCCACGUUGAACGCUAACAGAAAAGACUUUUACAGCAAAUGCGCCUCUGAGCAACUGGAUCCACAGUGGAGCUUUUGCGACUACGCGAACGAGUUCGUGCGAGUGGAGGACGAUAGCUGGAACGAGUUGGUCUUGGUGUGCGACGGUGAGCCACAGCGGACCCAGGCUCCCGGGGGUCGGAAUCGUCUCAUCUAACGACGGGAUUCAGAGCCAUAGUGCUAAUUUUACCAACUACAGCUCCCCGAAUCCACCACACCGCUGCAUGGCGCCACGUCCGGACGAGUGGCAAAAUGGGGCAACGUCGGGUCAUCCAGUGCCCUUGCCGCCCGUGUGCGCCACCGCGCUUGUGGACGUUGCGCAGCAGCGCUCGGCGUGGCACCUGCGGCUUCACGAGGCUGUUGCGCUGCUCGUCUGGUGUCGCUCGGGGCCACAGACUCUGGCACUCCGACCUCUCUGCACCAAAUCGUUGACACCUAGACUCGAUCCCUAGGGGGAGGGGUGCUGCACGGCUGUGGAUCUCUCUUGCGGGUCGCCGCUGGGGGUCGGAGGAUACCGUUGACACGACGAGUUCGGAUUCCCGCGAAGGUGCGGGGCGUCGCCACGACGGCCCAAUCCUCCCUUCUUCUUGGGAGGAAGAAAUGGCGCUGCCGCUGCCUGUCUCUCGUCGCCACGUCUGGAUUCGCCUCAAGAUCCC